Molecule: messenger RNA, 1626 nt
Organism: Triplophysa dalaica
Lineage: Eukaryota; Metazoa; Chordata; Actinopteri; Cypriniformes; Nemacheilidae
Exons: 3
Coding region: 1-1170 (389 amino acids)
Source: RefSeq, a predicted model, not a curated record
AUGCAGGUGUAUGCCCAGGAUAUCCUGCAACGGCUGUAUGAGAUCAAGGCCACAAUCACAUCACAAUAUGGUCGAACCUUAAAAAUGGAUUCCACUAAAAAAGUGUCCAGAAAACUAGCAGGACACAGCUAUGGCACCGCUACCUGGGCACCCGAUGUUGGCAAUGCGCAUGGACAGGUGAUCACAGCCAGUGAAGGUUUUGGUCUCGGGCCAAUGAUUGAAGGCCUCAUCAAGCGAUACAGGGUGGCUCGUCCCGAGGUACUGUAUGUCGACCGAGCCUGCUGUGGCAACACUCUUCUGAUGCGCUGUGACGGAGUAAGGGGGUCCUGCUUCACAAUGGUAGCACGUGUUUACAAGCACAUCAGAGAGUGCAUCCUCACCAAUGCAAAGGUGAUGAUCGAGACCACCAUCCAGCUCCCAGAAGUGAACGCUGCAACAGUCACACAAUGCCAAUCUUUAUUUGAGGAUAGUAAGAGUGUUAGGACUGUAGAAAACACUUCGGAUGCGAGCAAUGUUAGCGCACACAGCUCGGUUCCGGUUGAAAAUCCCCUGCAGCUGGGAAACUUUGUGACGGUGAGACGGCAUAGUCGCAGGACAAAACAUCACUCAACCGUUCCGAUUAAAGUCUCGAACAGGUUUGCCCCGCUCAGUGACGCACCGACUGAGAAACCUGCUGAAAGUGCCCUAGUGAUCGGUGAUUCUAUUGUCCGGAACGUUAAUAUAGAGACACCAGCCACCAUAGUCAAAUGUUUACCGGGAGCCAGAGCGCCUGGCAUCAAGUCAAAUUUAAAUGUGCUGGCUAAGGCUAAUCGUAAAUACAGUAAGAUUGUUAUUCAUGUCGGCACAAAUGAUGUUAGACUCCGUCAAUCGGAGAUCACUAAAGAUAAUAUUAAAGAGGUGUGUGAGCUCGCAAAAACGAUGUCAGACACUGUAAUAUUCUCUGGCCCCCUUACUGCUUACCGUGGUGAUGAGAUUUAUAGCAGAUUAUCAUCACUAAAUGGCUGGUUGUCUGAGUGGUGCCUGCAGAAUAAUAUAGAUUUUAUAAAUAACUGGAAGAGUUUUGAGGGCAGACCUGACCUGUUGAAACGAGAUGGUCUCCAUCCCUCCUGGGAUGGGGUUUCCCUCCUCUCUAGAAAUUUGGCACACAGUCUUAAUAAUGCUAAAGUCUGACUACCUAGGGCCCAGGUCAGGAAGGAGACAGAAUGGCUUAACCAACUGCUUGCCGUCUCGCGUUACAGAAUACACAAAAUAUACAACAUGUAAUAAUCCCUUUUUACAAACAACAUAAAAUAGAGACUGUGUCUGUCCCCCGGAUUAGCAAACAUAAAAUAUUGCGUAAACCUCUUGAAAGUAAUUUAAUAAACGUUAAACAAAUCAAACAUGAACAAAAUACAGAUAAUCAACUGUUACGACUCGGAUUGCUUAAUAUUAGAUCUCUCUCAAAUAAAGCACUUUUUGUUAACGAUUUGAUAACCGAUCAUAAAAUAGACAUGCUUUGUUUGACAGAAACAUGGCUAAAGCCAGAUGAUUAUAUUACUCUAAAUGAAUCCGUACCCCAUGAUUAUUACUAUAAACACGAGCCUCGUCUAAAAGGUAGAGGGGGAGGUGUCGCUGCACUUUACAAGA